Onychostoma macrolepis is the source of this 7109-nucleotide messenger RNA. It is a transcript of the gene bicc1b, whose product is annotated as BicC family RNA binding protein 1b. Lineage: Eukaryota; Metazoa; Chordata; Actinopteri; Cypriniformes; Cyprinidae. Gene Ontology annotation, cellular component: cytoplasm. Gene Ontology annotation, molecular function: protein binding; RNA binding. The transcript is spliced from 21 exons. The record is from RefSeq and is a predicted model, not a curated record. Bases 170 to 3094 code for a protein of 974 amino acids.
UUUGGCUCAUAUUGAACAAAGGGCGGCGCUCUGCUUUUGCCUGCCCUCACUUUAUACUCCUCCGGUCAAUGUAAGUCACACAGAGCCCGUGGCCGCGAUGACUGGCGCUCACUCUCCGCGGGAAUGAUCUGAUCUGACGGCUGCGGAGUCAGCGGUGCUCUGUGAAGUCAUGGCCGCUCAGUGUGAACCCUUAAGCGGAUACUUACAGCAGCAGUCCGAUCCGGGCUCCAACAGCGAGCGCAGCGCUGAUUCCCCUCUGCCCGUGUCUGAGGAUGACUCCAGCGGACCCACGGCGCCUCCGGACCCCGAGUGGACCGAGGAGAGGUUUCGAGUGGACCGGAAAAAACUGGAGAUCAUGCUAUUAGCUGCCACGGAGGGGCGAGUCAACGGAGGUGAGGACUUCUUUCAAAAGGUCAUGGAGGAGACAGAUACUCAGAUUGCAUGGCCUUCCAAGCUGAAGAUCGGUGCUAAGUCAAAGAAGGAUCCACAUAUCAAAGUUAGUGGUAAGAGAGACAAUGUGAAGGAAGCCAAGGAGAAGAUCAUGUCUGUCCUGGACACAAAGAGCAAUCGUGUGACUCUAAAGAUGGACGUCUCACAUACCGAGCAUUCACAUGUCAUUGGUAAAGGGGGAAACAAUAUCAAGAAGGUGAUGGAGGACACAGGCUGUCACAUCCACUUCCCUGACUCCAACCGCAACAACCAGGCUGAGAAGAGCAACCAGGUGUCCAUAGCCGGCCAGCCAGGGGGAGUGGAGGCUGCCAGAGCCCGAAUUCGGGAGUUACUUCCGCUGGUGUUGAUGUUCGAGCUGCCAGUCAUAGUACAGCUGAACCCUGACCCCAGCUCUCCUGCCAUCCAGCAUAUUUCCCAGACUUACAACAUCUCUGUGGCCUUCAAACAAAGGUCCAGACUCUAUGGAGCAACAGGAGUAGUGCGGGGCUCACAGAAUAAUGCUGCAGCCGUGAAGAGGGGCACGGCAGUGUUACUGGAGCACCUCGCGGGCAACCUGGCCAGCGCCAUCACGAUCAGCACGCAGCUUGACAUUGCGCCCCAGCACCACCUCUUCAUGAUGGGCCGCAACGGCAGCAACAUCAAGCACAUCAUGCAGCGCACAGGAGCGCAGGUCCACUUCCCAGACCCCAACUGCCCACAGAAGAAAUCCACGGUCUACGUGCAGGGAACCAUUGACUCUGUGUGUCUGGCUCGCCAGUACCUGAUGGGCUGCCUGCCACUGGUGCUGAUGUUUGAUAUCAAAGAGGACAUCGAGGUGGAACCGCAGUGCAUUACUUCCCUAAUGGAACAGCUUGACGUGUUCAUCAGUGUCAAACCCAAACCCAAGCAACCCAGCAAGUCAGUGAUAGUGAAGAGUGUGGAGAGGAACGCUCUGAACAUGUACGAGGCCAGGCGUUAUCUGUUGGGUUUGGAGAACAGUGGUGUAUCAGUCCACACUAGCACCAGCAUUAACAGCAGCAGUCCUCCGUCCGCCCCUGCUCCACCUCCACCUCUCAGCUGCCCCGUUGGCCUUGACAUCCUGGCCUCUGCUGGCCUCGGCCUCACCAGCCUAGGUCUGCUGGGACCUACGACAGCCUCCAUGACAGGACCCUCCACCAACUCCCUUCUCAACGCUCUCAACAGCUCCAUCAGCCCAUUACAGACAUCCACCUCUGGAACACCCAGCCCCAAUCUCUGGCCCAACUCACUGGCCAGUCCUGCUAGCACUCCAGGUUUCUCAUCACCCUUGAUGAUCCACCCAGCAACACAGGCCACCCUAACCAGCAUUUUGCUGUCAGGGGUGCCGGGCUACACCCAGAACACUCCAUCCCCUCCACCUGGUCUCGCCCCCAUAGACGCCCAAGUCAACGGAGUAUCAGACUGCAGUAAAGCCGUGUCCCCUCUUAGUAGCAAACAGCCCGGCACCAUGUACAGCAGAAUGUCUGCAGCGUCUCUGGCAGAUAAAGUUCUGACCGCAGCUCAUGGCGACUCUGUGCAGGAAGCCAGUCCCCACUGCCCUUCUGAACCGCUGUCCAGCAAGUCCAGCCAAGACCAAGGAUCGGAUACGUUCGUGGAGGUGGGCAUGCCUCGAAGCCCCUCUCACUCGGGAAACAGCAAUGAACUGAAGCAGAUGUUGGCGUCUUGUAAGACGACGUCAGGAAAGAGGCAAGCCCUGGAGCUGCUUCAGGGCACCAAGAACUCCCUCCUACAUUCAGACUGUCUGUUGUCAGACUCUGACUCCAGCGCCUCAGAGAGUCCAGUGGCUGAUAAACGCGCUCCAGGCAGUGAAAGAGCAGCGGAACGGGCCGCUCAGCAGAAUUCAGACAGAAUCCGCCUGCCGCCCCAAUCCUCCUUCUCCAGCAUGCAGGCGUUUGACUACGAGCAAAAGAAGUUAUUGGCAACCAAAGCCAUGUUAAAGAAGCCAGUGGUGACGGAGGUCCGAACCCCUACUAACACAUGGAGCGGUCUGGGCUUCUCGAAGUCUAUGCCUGCAGAAACUAUUAAGGAGUUGCGCCGGGCAAACCAUGUGUCUUAUAAACCUACCAUGUCAACUACAUAUGAGGGAUCGCCUCUAGCCCUGUCCCGCUCCAACAGUAGAGAGGGGAUGGCGAGUGGCAGUGACUCAGAUAACUGGAGGGAAAGGAAUGGGAGCGGGCUCCCAGCACACAGCGACUUCCCCUCUCCCAUCAGCCCCAAAAGGAAGCAGAACAAAACAGAGCACUACCUAAGCAGCAGCAACUACAUGGACUGCAUCUCAUCGGUGACGGGAACUAAUGGCUGUAAUCUCAACACAUCUUUCAAAGGAUCAGAUCUGCCUGAGCUCUUCAGUAAACUUGGCCUCGGGAAAUAUACCGACGUCUUCCAACAGCAGGAGAUUGACCUUCAGACGUUCCUCACGCUGACCGAUCAGGACCUGAAAGAGCUCGGCAUCACUACAUUUGGAGCCCGCAGGAAAAUGCUGCUGGCCAUUUCAGAGCUGAACAAGAACCGAAGGAAGCUCUUUGAGCCACCCAACAUCCGCUCCUCGUUCCUGGAAGGGGGCGCUAGCGGUCGACUGCCACGCCAGUUCCACACAGACAUUGCCAGUGUGAGUGGGCGCUGGUGAGCCCAUGCCAAUGCACCAACGGACAGCCUGAAACUGCACAAAUUCCCAUUCCCAACUCCAACCUGAUAUACAGUACUGGACCAAAACCCGGACCUUCUGAAACUGUGCCAAAUAAACAAAGUAUAUGGAUCAGAGGUUAAGGGUCAAAGAACUGUUGAAUAUUAUAUGCAGUAUGGUACAUUAUGCAAUAUGGUACUCAUGUUACAAUGAAGGAAAUGUAGUGAAGGAUCUUUGGAGCUCCUGCACUGUGCUUGUAUAUGGAGCAGGCAGAUUUUAUUUAUAUGCUCGUCUUAGGCUUCGACAUACUAAUUCUUUGCACUUUAAAAAAUGCUAAUUAUUUUGUCCAUGGACAGAUUCGCCUGACUAGAUGCGCCUGGAUUUUAUUUAAAGCACUUAAAUGGAUAUCAAGCCAAAGUGUUCUGAACAAAUUAUCCAUAAGUGAAGCUUAUCUCAUCCCACGGCUGCAUUACAGUGAAAUCACCAGCCUGUUGUUAUUACUUAUGGAUCUUAGUCAGAGUAGACGGCAUAUUGCAUUUGACAGAAAUGAAAUGGAGUGUACGUCUAUCCCUCACAGGCUUGUUUUCAUUCAGGUCAAAUUAAAAUAGUCUACCCUGACUGAAUUCCACAGUACAUUGUCUAUAUAUUAUUUCUAAACCUAUAAAUAGUUUGCUCUUAAAGGGAAAAUGAAAAAUCUAAAUUCUUUUAGUGUAUGACUUUAGUUCUUCUAUGGAACUCAAAAGAAGAUACUUCAAAGAAUGUUUCAGCUGUUUUUGUCCAUAUAGUGAAAGUCAGUUUAGUUGGUUCUAGAAGUAUUUUUGCCAUUAAUUUUUUUCCCCAGAGGGAUUAUAUAAAAUAAAAUAAAAAAAAUACUUUUAAAGUGUCAAAAGCUAUGAACCAAGUCACUUUUUGUACAGAUUUGUGGGUAAUGUAAUAUUUCACCACAAAUUCUGCUGUUAUAAACAAAUUUUUUAAAAAUGAUUUUAAAAUACAGCUGCAAGCAGCGUUUACUGGGGUUCAAGCAUUUUAAGGAAUUUGACCACAUAUGAAAAAAGAUAUACAUAUUAUUAUUUAGCAAGCCUGUAAACACCUUAAUCAAUGAUUAAAAAGAGCGUUUUCUGGUAAUUCCAGGUAAUUUACCAUAGAAAUAUGAUGUUUUUAACAUUUAUGGCUGUCAUAGCACCACCUAUAGUCCAAACUCCAUAAAAGUUGGCAUGCCUCUUUAGAAUUAUAUGUAUGGGCUCACCUAAUUUCGUAAAAUUCCGAGUUUUCAUUCAGGAAUUAUAGGCUUUUAGGUAUUUGGCCACACCCAUAUUGUACUUACCCUGUUAUAGUUAUAGUUUUUUUUGAUAAUUAUUGACCUAGAGAGUCCAGAGAAUUGUACUGCAGUGGUUUUGUUGAGAUUGAGCAAAAAACCUAGGAAUAGUUAGCAAAAGUAGGUUUUUAAAAUAUCUUGAAAAAUCUUGAAUAAGUAAUGAACAAAUUGAUUGACAAUAGUGGUAUUUGAGGCAAAAUUGAUUUCUUUCAAAUUUCUCGUAGACCUUUGGGGCCAUGUGUCAAACAGGCCCACUGCAGUUCAUUCUGACUGGCCUCCGUUAACCCCGGAAUAGGUGAUCAAUGUUCAUUGUCCGAUUGCGACCAUGUUUUUCAAGAUACCUACACGUGCUCAUAGACAGCCAUGGCACUUUGGACACAGACACUGCAUGUGAAUUUUUCAAGUCAAUUGGACAAAAGAGUGCAUAAUUAUAGCCGUUUUUAUGUUUUUCCCCUAUUAUAGUGGCCAGACUCUUUUUCUCAUGUAACCUCAGAUUGAGAUCUUACAUAUGCAUAUCGAGUUUUGUGUAAAUAUCUCAUUCCGUUGAAAAGUUAUAGCUGUUUUAGGAAAAUUGUCCCUCUUUCGAAUGUUUUGGCAUCCCUUUGUGACAGUGAGUCGAAAACUCAAGAUUUUAUUUUUUUUGAUAAUUAUUGAUAUUCACACUCCAGAUAAUUUUUCUGCACUGGUUUGGUUCCGAUCAGGUGAAAAACCCUAGGACUAGUUCGCAAACGUAGGUUUUUCAAAAAAUACAAAAGAUUCUGUGACGUUUGAAUCUGUCAAGUGUUCAUCUUGACCCAAGGAUUCCAAUGAUAUAAGACAUCUGAGUUUGCAACAAGUACUUUAGGAGUUAUUAGCGAUUUCAUACAUUUGAUUUCUGUAGCGCCCCCCUCAGGCCGAUCAGGGCAAGCCUUGGUGACAUUGUAAACAUGGUGAAUACUACCAUCCCUCAAAGUUUCAGGUCUCUAUGUGUUUUGGUCAGAACGGAUCACUUUUAGGUCAGAACGGUGAUCUUUGAAAAUCUUAAUUAUUUUUCAGUGCUACGUGCUCGAACCCCUAAUAAUGUGAACAGAUGGCAGAACUCAGAACUAACAACAGUUCUGUCUUUAAAGGUUUAUAAGUUACCAGUAGACCCCACUGACCUUCAAUGUAUGGACAAAAUAUUGUUUUUCAAAGAAGAAGGAAAGUCAUGCAGAAUUAUAAUUUUUGGAUAACCUAUCCGUUUAACUGUUAGUUUUAGAGCUUAAUGUCCGCCUGUCAGUAGUAGCUUUCUCAAUAGCGCCUCAGUUUAGCCACUGACAGAAGUGCAAAUUACACCAGCUCUCUUUCAACCACCUUCCUGAAUGCCACAGACCACAAAUCUUCACAGGCCUCACUCCCCAAACCGAGCUUUUUGUAAAGCCUUGGAAUUCUUCUCAGACCCAAUCACGGCUUAAUCCAUGGCUUUUCUCCUGCACGCGACCAAAGUCUGUGCCGCUUUCUUGAGCUCUAGUCUUCCUACGCCCUCUAAAGCGCUUUGUUUGCUUCUCUCUUCUCCAUCUUCUCUCACCAUUCUUAUGUGAUCCCAACACGCUUGUCAUAUUCUUGAGAUAUUUCCAAAGCGAGUUUUUCGAUUCUGACUAUAUCUAAAGCUGUGAAUGUUGCCAGAUGUACUCCGAAGGAUUGAAACCACCGAGUGCCUUUUGUCUUGCACUGACAACUUUUCCAAAGUAAUCAAAGACUAUCGAUUUCUCAAAGGUACAAAUGUUUUACUAGGAAGUACCACUUACAAGUAAUCUUGCAGUGCAUUGCUUUAUCUUUACAUGUACGGUAUAUAUUUAGUAUUUUCAUUUAGCUCUUGAGUACGUUGAAAUUGUACCUCACAUGAUAGAGGUACUAUUUAAGUUUGUAUUGUGUGUAUUGUCUUAUUAUGAGUGUUUAUAGACUUUUUAGCAGUUUGCUUUGAUAAUUUGCAGACAGUAGCAAUCAAUCAAUCAAUUUGUGUAAUGGUUUGUAAUGUUUGUUUUUUAAUCAGAUUGAGAUGACAAAUGAGUGAAACAAUAGCUCUUGGUGUUGCCUAAAUAGUAAUAAUAAAAUGCAACAGACUAUGCAAAGAAUCACUUUGCCAUUUUAGGUUUAAAUGUUUCAGUUUAAGCACAUACUGUACGCUUUUAUUGGUUGCCUCUUGUUUUUUAAAACGAAUGAAUUUUAUAGACUUUGUUUUCAGUAAAUUGCUUGAUACUGUAUAUCUUAGAUUAGUGCCUUUUAUAUGCAUCAAAUGCCACUUUAGUGAGAGACCAAUUGUAAUUCGUGUGCAGAAUUGUUUUGUUCUCUCUCUAAGAGGGAAAAAUAAGGGACAAAUGACGUCUUAAUAUUCUGACAUGGCCUUCACAUGGCCAGCACAUUUUUGAGUAUUUUUGGCCAAAGUCAAAUGCCUAACCUCUGGGUUAUGGGGUUGCAUACAUCAUGUGCACAAAUGUACAGAGCAGUGAAGUAAAAACGGGAUAUUAAACCAGUAUUGUUCUUCCAAACGUACGUUAGCUGGCCAGUGCCUUGGGAAUGACUUUUAAAAUCUGUGAGCUUGGCACAGAUUUUGUAAUAUACUCCAUUGUAAUGUUCUAUGAUGAUAAAUUUGUAUAAUUGCCAUAAAUGUGGUAUUGCUGAAUGUUCCUUACAAGUUGAAGGUGUUAUGAAAGAAUAAAGCAUAUGCAAACCUUUUCCAUCUUA